GACAUUGUGUCAAUAAAUGUGUAAAUUUCACAAAUCACAAUUUCAAGCAUAUUUCAAGUUUGUGGAAUAACCCUUGAAUUGAAACAACAAGAACUAGUCAACAAGUUAAUACUGGAAGUUGAAACUUCAUUUGUUGCAAAUUCCACAGUUUUACGAGAAAAAGACGUAAGAAGGUAACAAUGUCAUUCCAAUCUCCAAUGCCAAGUAGAGAAUUCUUAUGGGACAUUUUUAGAAGGGUGGAUAAAGACAGAAGUGGAUACAUUUCUGCUGAUGAAUUACAACAAGCUCUCUCUAAUGGUACUUGGAAUCCAUUCAAUCCAGAAACUGUCCGUUUAAUGAUAGGAAUGUUUGAUAAACAAAACAGAGGCGUUAUAUCAUUUGAAGAUUUUGGAGCUCUGUGGAAGUAUGUUAGCGACUGGCAGAAUUGUUUCAGAUCCUUCGACAGGGACAAUUCUGGCAAUAUUGAUAGGCAAGAGUUAAAGAAUGCUCUGACUGCAUUUGGAUACAGACUCUCAGAUGAUGUUGUGAACAUAAUGGUGCAGAAGUUUGAUAGAUUUGGCCGUGGUACUAUUCUCUUUGAUGAUUUCAUUCAGUGCUGUGUUACCCUUUAUACAUUAACCUCAGCAUUCCAGCAAUUUGAUACUGACCAAGAUGGAGUUAUAACAAUACAUUAUGAGCAAUUUCUUAAAAUGGUGUUUGGCUUGAAGGUAUAAAGAAAAAUUCAUAAUGAAAACUUAAUUGUUAGAACUGAGUUAUUAUACUAUGAAACAAAAACAAAUUUAUACUAUUCAAUGUAAACAAUACUUUAUAGAAGUAUGUACACAAAAAAUAUUAUUAAGAAUUAAGAAUUUUUAUGUAAUCUAAACAAAUAAAAGUAAAAUCUCAAGGAAUUUAGAGAUGCUUAUGUGUAUAUAAUAUGGUGUUAUUCAUUGGUACUUUUUUAAUGUUUGCAAGUUAGAAGGGUAUUAUUUAUUAUAUGCUGUGGAAAGAAAAUAAUAAGUUUUGUAUAAUUAAUCACCUAAAUUAAUUUGUACAUGUCUCUUCCGUCCAGUGUUGGCCGUAAAACUUCGGGUUGUCAAGCUCAAUAAUCACCAGUGAGGUGUGAGUCAAAUUUUAUUUUUGAACAAAUAAAUUAUGUUGGAUCUUGGCAACGUCAUAUUUUUUACAUCUAAAACUUGAUUCACUUAUUGAAUUAGCAUACAAUAUGUGCAUGCAUUUUGUAACAGAAAAUUGUAUCUUCAAAAAAUAGAAAUUCUAAUUGCUUUUUCUAUAAAUGUAGACACAGUAUCAUCUUACAUCUAUUAUUAAAGUGCAUGCUAUUUUAUUAUAUCCAUUCCAUCCAAUAUUCCAAUAUAAAAUUUCAAUAAUCAUUAGUUCCUACCAACCCACCCAACUCCAAGUGCCUGUAAUCGGUUGAAGAUGCAAUUUUAUUUAAAAUUUGAUCUUUGUCUGUUUCUUGUAGCUUUACAAUUAAUUUAGUUUUAAGUAAAACUAAUCUCAAAUUCACAAUUUAAAUUGUAAGUCUUUAGAUUACUUUUGUAAACAUAAAGUGAUAUCCCUAAAUCUAUCUAUUGGCCAAAUAUAAUUGUUGUGCUCAAAGUACCUUGUGAGUUCAAAUUUUUAAAUAAUAUUUUGCAUUUAAUGUUAUUGUAAAGUAGUAAACAUUAUUGCCUCGUUUCAUUAUCUGUGUCUUUCAGCAUAAAUUUUUAUACAUUUCUAUUUGUAACUUGAAAUAUAUUUUUAUGUAUGUUAUAUUAUAGAUAAAAUAAAUGUCUAUGAUAAAA
Colias croceus (clouded yellow) is the source of this 1784-nucleotide messenger RNA. RefSeq names its product programmed cell death protein 6 (gene Alg-2). Gene Ontology annotation, molecular function: calcium ion binding. The coding region runs from base 180 to 713 and encodes 177 amino acids. NCBI's taxonomy places the organism in Eukaryota, Metazoa, Arthropoda, Insecta, Lepidoptera, Pieridae. The record is from RefSeq and is a predicted model, not a curated record. The transcript is spliced from 5 exons.